GGGGGAGGGAGUGCGAGCGGCAGAGCGGUGCGCACCACCAAGAGGCAGGAGGCAAAGUAGCGUCCGCCCGGCUUCGCCGCUGAGCCCGGCCACACGGAGCCCUUAUAGGUCCGCCUUCUCCUCCCUCCAUACACCUCCCCCAAACCCCACCGCCUUCCUCUUCGCUGCCCCGGUUUGAAAUUGAAGUUAGGAAAUAAAAAGUGAAAACGAUAUCCCGGGUAAUCCUGGACACGGAAAGACGAUUGUGUUUCUUGUCUUUGAACCGACUGAGGAAAUGAAAUUAUACAGUGUCUUCAUAAACAGCGCCCAUUCAAUUACUAGGAACAAUCAGCCACUCGAUGGGGAGUAACAGUGGAGCCCCUCCUUGUGUCGCCGUCCCAGCUCUCUACUACAAGCAAAAUCUCAACACCUCUUCCAUAAAGAUAAUGAAACUAGUAUUAACUGAAUGGCAAUUAAUAUGGAUUUUCAAUAGUAAUAGACAAUAAACAAGCCAUAAUUUUCAAAACCUUUCCAUCAAUAUCUGUUUCCUUCUGGUGCAUGAUCCUUUUUACAAUAAAUUUAAGGAAGAUCUGCAAGAAAAAUACUGAUUUCAUAUCUGAAGUAGUGAACAGGAGAAACAUCUUAAUUUAACCUAAAGUUGAAGCAUUCUGUUAUAUUUAUAUAUUUUUAUGGUAACGACCAUGGCACCACAAAACGACUCAGAAUCUAUGCAAGCAAAAGAACUCUCCAUUACACAUUUGAAAAGGAAUGAAGACAAAGUGAAUGAUGAAAAUGUUAGUGAGGGAUCCAUCGACCGCAUUCCCAUCAAGCUGUGGGUGAUGCAUGGUGCUGUGAUGUUUGGCAGGGAGUUCUGUUAUGCAAUGGAAACCGCCUUAGUGACGCCAGUAUUGUUGCAAAUAGGUCUUCCAGAACAGUACUAUAGCCUCACCUGGUUCCUUAGCCCGGUGCUGGGAUUGAUUUUCACUCCAUUGAUAGGCUCUGCUAGUGACCGAUGCACCUUGACGUGGGGCCGCCGGCGGCCUUUCAUCCUGGCUCUUUGUGUUGGUGUCCUCUUGGGUGUUGCACUGUUCUUGAAUGGCUCCCCAAUAGGUCUGGCCAUUGGUGACGUACCUGAUCAUCAACCCAUUGGGAUAGUCCUGACUGUUCUGGGUGUAGUAAUAUUGGACUUCUGCGCAGAUGCAACAGAGGGACCAAUUCGCGCUUACCUGCUAGAUGUGGCCGACACUGAAGAACAAGAUAUGGCACUCAAUAUCCAUGCAUUUUCUGCAGGUCUGGGCGGGGCUGUUGGCUAUAUGCUGGGUGGUUUAAAUUGGACACAAACGUUUUUGGGCCAGAUCUUCAACUCCCAACAACAGGUGCUCUUCUUCUUUGCUGCCAUCAUCUUCUCUGUGUCUGUCGGUUUACAUCUUUUCAGCAUUGAAGAAGAGCAGUACAACCCUCAGCAAGUCCGUAUUGAUGAGGAACCCAACCCCAACUCGGAUAUUAAAUUGAAUGGCAGCUUCCCACCUCACCCCAGACUGGACCUGAUCCAUGAGGAUGGGCAUUACUCAACUUCAAUUUUCCCUGAUGAAACCCGCUCAGAACAAGAUCUUGAUAUGGACUUCCUGGAUAUAAAUAUUGGGAGGAGCAAAAGUGAUUCUGUUUUGCACAUGCCAGACGCAACAAUAGAAGUUGAAUCAGAGCUGCUGUAUCUGAGGAAUAUUGAACCUUCUAUUUUUCAGGACCAAUAUGAUAGUAGUACUUACCAGUCUACCACAAGCUUACCCAAACAUAGCAAACCUGAGAUAUCAUCGCGCUUCAUUCACAUCCCUUCCAGGGAACAGGAGAGUGAAGACAUGCUGCUGGAUGACAUGAGAACUGAUUCUAAAGUGGCAAAUGGGAUAGUUGAUGAUUUGACUAAUGGUAAUGUCAAUCAGAUUGGAAUGAAGUCAUCCACCACCUGCAAUUCCAUGCGCAGACGAAGGCACAUGUUCUACCGGCAACCAUCCUACACUUUUUCGUACUAUGGCAAAAUCGGUUCCCACCGCUACCGCUUUCGUCGUGCCAAUGCCAUUGUCUUGAUAAAAUCCUCACGCAGCAUGAAUGACCUGUAUGACAUGCAGAAGAGACAGCGACAACGACAGAGAAAUCGCAACCAGAGUGGCCUGACCAAUUUAAGUGGAGAUACCGAAAGUGAGGAAGGAGAAACCGAGACCACGGUGAAGCUUCUAUGGUUGUCCAUGCUGAAAAUGCCAAAGGAGCUCUUAAGACUCUGUGUGUGUCAUUUGGUGACGUGGUUUUCUGUGAUCGCAGCUGCAGUGUUUUACACAGACUUCAUGGGACAGGUUAUAUACGGUGGGGAUCCAAAAGCUCCUUCAAAUUCUACUGAACUUGGAAACUAUAACACUGGUGUGCAGAUGGGAUGCUGGGGCCUUGUCGGUUAUGCUGUUACCUCUGCCAUCUGCUCAGCGAUCUUACAGAAGUACCUGGACAACUAUGACUUGAGCAUCAAGGUUAUCUACAUACUGGGAACGUUGGGUUUUGCAAUUGGUACUGCCGUGAUGGCAAUUUUUCCAAAUGUUUAUGUAGCAAUGAUAAUGAUCAGCACAAUGGGAAUAGUGUCCAUGAGUAUCUCAUACUGUCCAUAUGCUCUUCUUGGACAAUACCAUGAAAUGAAAGAGUAUAUACACCACAGCCCUGGGAACUCCAAGAGGGGCUUUGGGAUCGACUGUGCAAUCCUCUCUUGUCAGGUUUACAUCUCCCAAAUACUGGUGGCCUCGGCACUGGGUGGUGUGGUGGAUGUAGUUGGCACUGUCAGAGUCAUCCCCAUCGUAGCGUCUAUUGGUUCCUUCCUUGGCUUUUUGGCUGCCUUACUUCUGGUAAUGUAUCCACACGAUCAGGACGACACUAAAGAAGAAGAGAAUCAAAUGGCUCUCACGGGAUCUGCAGAAUGCAAUGGAAAAAAUGGCGAGAAGCCGGUGGUCUUGAAGCUGACUCGUAAAGGCGCUGUCUCUGAAGUGGACAGUGAAUCAGCUGUUUGAACAUCCAUCAGCAAAACAUUCCAAAAUUGCAUGAUCAAAAAUGUGUAACAAAUGUCCUGUCUUUGUCUACUGUGACUGCAGUCUUAACCAACUGUGCUUUAAAACAAUGACCACAUUAGCUUCUGGUAAAAGCCUGACUCAGCAGUCUGGUAUUGUGGAGAUUUUCUGUAAGAUCAGACUUGUUUUUGUUUCCUUAAACACAUUUGCUGAUUUCACUUUCCAGUGGCUAUAGAGAGAAAUCAGGUGAAUAAGUUAACAUUUAGUUCAUCCAAAAAUAAUGUUUGGAUUUUAAAUCUGGCACCUUAAAGGCAGCUGCUGAAAUAUUAUUUUGCUGUUUAUAUUACAACCUUUCAGAGGUCCUACUUUUAAGCCUGGACAAAACUAGCUUACCCUGAAAGAAAAGGUUAAAACAAACUUGACCCAGGUUCAUACAUCAUUGAAUUGCAAAAAUUUCAGCACAGAAAGAGGAUAUUGCCCCCAAUCUACCUGUGCCAUCCUCACCCCCCCCCC
Callorhinchus milii (elephant shark) is the source of this 3530-nucleotide messenger RNA. Its product is annotated as solute carrier family 45 member 4. The transcript is spliced from 9 exons. Lineage: Eukaryota; Metazoa; Chordata; Chondrichthyes; Chimaeriformes; Callorhinchidae. Gene Ontology annotation, cellular component: membrane. Gene Ontology annotation, molecular function: sucrose:proton symporter activity. Gene Ontology annotation, biological process: transmembrane transport. The coding region runs from base 669 to 3020 and encodes 783 amino acids. The record is from RefSeq and is a predicted model, not a curated record.